AGCCAUGUGGACACCUCUAUUUUUAAGAACAACAAACUGUCAUUCACGGGUAAAUAUGAAAUAAUAGGUGUCUCAAUCUCAGUUAUUUUAUUAGUUUUCUUCGUAAAUGUGAAUAUAUCGUUCAUAAAUAAAGCUUUCACUAUAAUGUAAGCAUCCUUUUAAAUCUACAGCCAUUCGGACACACAUCCUUUGCAUCAACGACUUCCUGCUCGAGAUGCGUUUAUUUUAUGUUUACCCCAAGUACAGUGAAGAAUAGACUAAAAUGGAAUCGGGGACGGAUUGGCUCUGUGAGAUUCUGCAGAAUGUUCAACUGGAACAGUUUUAUUUACCUAUCAGAGAUCAGUUGCAGAUUACAAGACUAGCACAUUUCGACUAUGUGCAUGCAGAAGACCUUGAGAGGCUUGGCAUCAGCAAGCCCGGAGUGCGCAGGUUAUUUGAUGCAGUCAGGAAAAAGAAGUUGCAGCUAUGGAACCGAAAGUUUUGGAACAAAUUGUUUGGUUCAUCAUCCAGUUCAGUUUCGAAGGAGAAAAGUGAGUUAGCAGUGAGACCAUCACAGUCUGACUCAAGGACAACAUGUAUUAUAUUGGAAAAGGAUAUUGUAUUACAUAGUGAGAUAGGCAAUGGAUCAUUUGGAGUGGUCAAACGCGGAGAAUGGCGAGUGUCCGAACACCCGUCCCAAACAGUUCCUGUAGCAGUUAAAGUUUUGAAGGCUGAUGCAUUCUCACAGCCCGGGAUCUAUGAUGACUUCAGAAGAGAAGUGGAAGCCAUGCACAGUUUGAAACACCCAAAUUUGAUAAAACUACAUGGUGUAGUAUUCCAUCCAUUGAUGAUGGUAUGUGAACUGGCAGCUAUGGGGUCGUUACUGGACUACAUCGUAGCUCAGAAUGGCAAAGUGUCCUUAAACUACAUUUACAAGUGGUCGGAACAAGUGGCUUCUGGCAUGGCACAUUUGGAGAAGCAUAGGUUCUUGCACCGGGAUCUGGCAUGCAGGAAUAUAUUGCUGUCCACGUUGGAGUUGGUGAAGAUCGGUGACUUCGGAUUAAUGCGGGCUCUACCCGACGCCGACGAUUGCUACGUGAUGAGCGAGGGCCGGCGCGUGCCCUUCCCGUGGUGCGCGCCCGAGUCGCUGCGCAGCCGACAGUUCUCUCACGCCUCCGAUGUCUGGAUGUUUGCCGUGGCGCUGUGGGAAAUGUACACCUUUGGGGAGGAGCCUUGGAUAGGUUUAAACGGUUCGGAGAUACUCCGUCUAAUAAUGCGUGAAGGUCAACGUUUGUCGGCGCCGAAUGCGUGCCCGCCCGACGUGUACAUGCUCAUGAUGCAAUGUUGGGACCUCAACCCUAAGGAACGACCCACCUUCGCGGGCAUUCAGCGGUACAUUGAGACCAAUAAGUUCGAAACAGCCAUCGCUUCACUUAGCUACCGGCGGCCGAGCAAGAUGGCUAUUGACGCGGGUGACGCUAUCAUAUUGAUAGAUAAACGACCCGAGCUACACUGGUGGAAGGGGCAGAACCAACGAACUUUAGAAGUCGGACUAUUUCCUAGCACACUGGUGGCUAAUAAUUUGAAGAGCAGUAAAAACAAUGCAGCUAAGAAAUCGCUGACUUUAUCACCAGUGCAAAGAGGUAAACCUACACCUCCAUCCUCCAACGGUGUGUCGGACGACUUAGACGUUGUCCUGCGCAAGCGUCGUACGAUCGAGUCGACACAGCCGCCGACCACGCGAGCUGGCAACACCGGCAGCAAGCAUUUCAACUACAACAAGCUGACCAAUGACAGAGUGGCUUCGUUACAUCUAGAACGAACCCGCACUAGGGAGGCACAUUCUAAGAGCUUGAAUCAAGUGAAGGAAGACAUAUUGAUCGACCUGGAUCUGCCGCCCGCCACGAGACUGAGCACGCCCGCUAAAAAGUCCUCACCAAACAGUCAGAACGUCGUGUCUAUACUCGACGAACCUAUUGAUGUGCCAGAAAUAGGACUAGACAGUGACUGGGGUGACCAGAGCUUGGAGAGUCUGCCCGGCCUGUCAGCAAGUUCAUACAACAUCCAGAGUUUCACAAACCUGUACGGUGCUAAGUCCCUGGACAAUUUAUCUACGCCAUUACAUUUUAGCACAUCGCAGCCAACACAGCCCGACCCCUUCGACACGUCACAGUUCUGGCCCAACACGAACACAUCUAGAUCUAAUUACGAUAUAACAUUAAACGAAUCUAAUACAAGCCAACCACAAGAAUCUCACAGAUACGCUGCUAACAACCACGCAUCUACAAGCGCGGACAUAUCACAUAUUUACAAUAACUCGCCGUCCACGAGUGCCGCGAACUCUAACAACACUUACGGCAACGUGCCGACGUCUUACGCCAUGAAUAAUGCUCUCUCAGUAGAAAGAAACGUAUACGCACCAAGUGUGACUGCGUCCCUAGCAGAAAUGUCGCUGGACGACAGAAUUUCUGAAUCUCUUAACCUUAGAUCUAAAAGCAAUAACAGUGACUAUUUAUCUGGUGACUCCGCGUACAAUGCGCCAUCGACGUCCGCAGCUGCGAAUAAUGUCGCAGAAGACAAAAGAUAUAACGACAUUCCUCUUUACAAGAAUUACGAUAUCACUCCUGUUCAACAGCAGUUUAUAUUAGAAACAAAGGACUAUUAUACGAAGUUGUCGACGCCAUCGAAAGCUAACACUAGCAAUGAUUACGAGAAGAAUAUUUAUGUACCCAAGUAUGAGGAAGAAGCUGAGAAGUUGCGGAACUUUAGCGAUUGUGUGGAGAAUUCUAAGAAUUACUCUGCAUACAAGUAUCAGAAUGUUGACUUCGGUAAUUAUGCGGCGUAUGGUUACGGCGGCAGCGUGGCGUCGUCGUCUCGCGGGGACGCGCUGUACGACGAGGUCAAUGACACCGCGAGUAACUUCUACAGCGAGAUCGGCGAGCCGUCGUCGUCACGCAGCGUGUACGCGGCGCAGCCGGUGUACUCUAACGCUAACCUGUACGACGAAGUGUACGAGUCCGCGCCCCGUCCGCACCGCCCCGCGCCGCCCUGCCCUACCAAACCUAAAUAAUAAAUCAAAAUACGCGUAGUUCCCAAAACAAUUUAAAUAAAUGCUGCAAAAUAUACUAUACUGUUAAGUUACCAAAUCGGAUGUUAUCUUUGUGCCUUCUAAUUUCUAAUUCAUAGAACAGUAAUUCGACUGAUUAACAGGUUGGCAUUUCAUAAGACUUGUAUCACACUUUUAUCAUAGUGUGAAUUUGAGAACUAUUUGUGUAGUAAAUUACUCUUUGUUAGGUAUAAUUUUAAUGCAUUGAACGCAUAUCUGAAUUAGUGUAUUUGUAAAUAAUUAUUAGGUAGUCUUCUGAAAUGUCAAUUUAUAUAAGACUGACAGCAUUUCAAAAUUGACCCCAAAAAUAUCGUAAGAUCUGUCCUCUCGUACAUUUUCUCUAUCUAACCCCCGAAACUUAGUUUCACCCAGUGAUCGCGAUUAAUAUUUCUUUAUUAUCGAAUUAAAUGUGCAACGUUAUACCUACAUAAUAACAUAUACUGAUAUUAUUGUAACUGUAUACUCGGUUCAUGUAACGAUUUUUUAUAUAUCUUCUUAUACAUAUACAUAAUGUUAUGUAAUAUCGAAGCGAUUUAUGUUGCGGAAUGUUAUUUUUAUAUGUACGAUUAUAUUUUCUUAGUGUACACGAUAUUAAUUUUUCUACGCAAGCAUGACGAUUUAGGAGAGUUUACAUUAGUUUGAAGUCGUCAUUUUAUCUUCGUUAAUUUUAAAUACUUUUUUUAUUUGUGCAUUCAUGUCAACUGGACAGAAAAAUAGCAGAGAAUCUCGCAAUCGACUUUUUGAACUAGAAAAAAGUAUUUUCAUUUGCAUGCUUCAUAGAUUUGUAAUUAUUUCGUUAGUCAACAUUGGCAGCAUGCAUUAUAGUCUAAGUGAAAUUAGUUUUAUUAUUUAAUUCGGAGCGUUUACAAGUUUACAACUUUUAUGUGUAUUUCUCGAAUGUUUACUCAUUUUAUUAGUUUUAUACUGUCCUUCUAUUUUGAAGGCUCAUACACUUUAUAUUCGACCUUAUUACUAAAAGUUGUUGAGUGAAAUAUAAUAUAAAUUGUAUGAGUUUUCGGUUAGUGGGCGUUAGUGUGCUAUUUAUUUAGUUAAGUUUAGUCGGAGAACAUCACACGGUGCCUCACCAAUAAGUACCUGCUAGUUUAGUUAGUUUGACGAAAGCUGAGUUACUGCGUCAAGGGCACGAUAUUAAGUCAUUUUUGUAACUAUUUAUUUAACUUUGUCUAGUGAUUUAAGCUUGCCUUCAUUGCCGGAUCGAUACAUCACGAUUUUAUACUGUUCGAGCAUAAUUUUUCGCAAAUGCAGCUAUUGUAUAGUUUUUUUUUGUAGUUUAGUUAAAUGUAGUUAAAUGACGACAGACGGAAAUUUAAAUUUUAUUUUGUAUUAUACAGCAAUUUAAAUAUCUUAGCCUGAUAUUAUAAUCUAUACUAAUAUUAUAGAGCUGAAGAGUUUGUUUGUUUGUUUGUUUGAACGCGCUAAUCUCAGGAACUACUGGUCCGAUUUGAAAAUUUCUUUCAGUGUUAUAUAGCCCAUUUGUCGAGGAAGGCUAUAGGCUACUUUUUAAUACGGUACGGGAAGUAGUUCCCACGGGAUGCGGGUGAAAACGCUGGCAGAAGCUAGUAUCUCAUAUAAUGUGUAAACUGUUGGUGUAUUCAAUGAUUUGUAUUCGUAUUUAUUCUUGUGAGUACGAGAAAAAAAUAUAACACUACGAUUUGGAUCCGGCGAAGAAACCUUUCAAUAUUGAUAAA
Helicoverpa armigera (cotton bollworm) is the source of this 4794-nucleotide messenger RNA. RefSeq names its product activated Cdc42 kinase Ack (gene Ack). NCBI's taxonomy places the organism in Eukaryota, Metazoa, Arthropoda, Insecta, Lepidoptera, Noctuidae. The transcript has 11 exons. Gene Ontology annotation, molecular function: protein tyrosine kinase activity; protein binding; ATP binding. The record is from RefSeq and is a predicted model, not a curated record. Gene Ontology annotation, biological process: protein phosphorylation. The coding region runs from base 263 to 3049 and encodes 928 amino acids.